AUGAACUUGUCGGACGAGUCGACCUGCAGAGAGAGCAGCGGAGUCUCGGACUCAAAAACGCCGGUUACUGCGGAUGAGCGGCUGUCCUCCAAGAGUACGGUUUACUCUAUCUUCGGUUUGCGCCCGCAGUCGCUAGAGGAACCAAACGAGCAACGCUUUUCUUCAGACGUACUGGUUCAGAGUCAGGAACGUGGAAAGAACGACCAGGAAGCGAGUCUGCCGGUUACUAGGCAAGCGGCUGCCGCUGGUUGUGGCGCGCAGUCCUGCGAUUCCAUCGCUACCGUACCGCAGUUAACUGGAACGUCUCUCCAAUCGCGAAACAGCGAACCCGGGUUGAGCAAUCCGAAAGAGGCUGCCAAUAGCUUCGAACCUGCUUCGUCGUCGUCGUCUUUGUCGUCGUCAUCUGCUCCUUACGCGAAACCCUUGGAUACAAGUUGUGCUCCAGCGCCCACGGGUAUAUUCCAAACGCGACAUGCGCAGCUGAAACUAGAUCGUGGUGAGCUCUGGAAGCUGCGAAGCGUCUUUGAAGCUCAUGACCCACAACAUCGGGGUCUGGAACUGCCAGACUUUUACGAGCUGGUGCACGAGUACUUCCCCCAAGCAAGCCUGAAUGAUGUCGCUUUCAUCUUUCGGUUGUUCGAUGUCGAACAGAACGGUCGUUUGUCUCUGCGUGACUUCAUGUGUGGCUACGCAAUCAUAUGUCAUGCGACGGCCGAGGAACGCCUUCGCCUCUGCUUUGCCAUGGUGGACCGCGACGCCUGCGGCCACCUGGACGAGCGACAGGUUGCACAAGCGCUGCACCUGCUCAGCAGUUAUGCUGACCUGCUCGUACAGUUUAGUUCUGUAGGUGACCACGAAAAUACCGGGGAUCAUGAUGUAGACGCAGAUGCUUUGCUAGAGAUGGCGCGACUUAUGGUAGAAACGGCGACAAAGGAGCGCCUCAAGGGCACCCUAGGUAGCGCUCGGCAGAGUCGCUCAGUGUGUCCCAUCGCAACAGAGCAUGCUGAGUCUGAAGUGAACACACACAAAAUUGCGUUCGACGAGUUUCUUGAAAUCGCCUUGAGGAAUCCGCACAUCCAGCACUGGUUGGCGGACAUCGGUAGCGCUGUGGGCGCUGUGCAUCCAUCGCUACGAGAUCAGAAGGAGGUCGAAAUGAUUGUUCUCGAGAUUGAGCGACUGGGUUUCAUUCGGACAGAGGCUUGUGCGAACGCUGCAGCACUCCCGCUCGAGAGUCGUCCGUCGACCAGUGAAGCGAGCAUGGCGAGUUCCGCUCCAGUAGCGCGUUCGCUGUCGAGUUCGCUGGAAGAGACGGCACCGUCCAGCCAAGAGUACCUGCAACUGAUACAUCGUGGACGCUCACGUGAAUCCAGCCAGCGUGGAGGAUCUCUUUACUUGUCACAGUCGUUUUCCACAGUUCACCUUGCCGAGCAGGGCGGACAGCGACAGCUGUCGUUGCCUCAAACACCGGAGCUUCAUCAAAAUGAAGCGCGUGCUUCCAUCCCACGCCUUCACGAGUUUAGCGAUGCGGAAUUGCGCUUCGGAUCCAGCCCAAUGCGGAUGGAGCGCAGAUAUGGAUCGUUUCUGAGGGCCAGUCGCAGUGUUCUGUCGCAUGAGCGUGCCUCGGCGCCGGACUCGCCGCCUGUUACCCGAAAUGCCGGGGAAGGCCGGGCGCUUGCCACCGUAGCAGACAUGAAUGAGGAGGACCAGGCCAACCUGGACAAUGACGGUGAGCAGUCCCUUCAAGAGCAUCCGUCAAAGCGACUCGAGGAGCACCCCGAGCUAUUGUCGAAUGAACCCGCUGCGCCGACGAUGAUGACGACGACGACGAGUGCAGAAAACUUGCGCUCCAGUGACCAGGCAGCCAUUGCCAAGAUGACUUCGUUCCUGCUGCACUCGCCUUUUGUCAUCGAGUACACGGCGCUUCGGUUUGAGCGCAAAAUCGGUGAAGGCAGCUUCUCUGAGGUCUGGUCCGGCGAGUGGCUCCAUCUGCCGGUCGCCAUCAAGGUAUUUAAGCGCUUUGAUCCGAGCAUGACCGGCACCUGGCCAAUGCUGCGCGACGCAGGAGCCUCGCUAACCGGGACUUGCGAGCCACCCGGUAUCGACGAUCAAACAGUUGGCACCGCAGCUGCUUCCGCGAAAACCGCAACCCGCCCGGAAUGCAGCACUGCAGCAACAAUCGAUCAUGGGUUGGCUUCUUCGAGCUCCUCGGACUCGGAAUCCUCCGUCGAAGCGAUGACCUUCGAGACGGACGUCCAAGGGCACAGCGCCGGUGCCAGGCUUGAUGAGGCGCUCUUCGCAGCGGACGCGGCAGCGGGGCUCAGCAUGUACGGUAUCGACAAAUCGCAAACGCAUUACAAUGGCCAGCAGCAGCAGCAGCAGCGAAAACAUCCACGUCCUGGAAUGCACCUCCUCGAUGAGACACCGCGACGUCUCGAUGAAUUCAACCUCGUCUCUUUCGUUCGAGAGGUGGAGCUUCUGUCGCAGCUGCGUCAUCCGAACGUGCUUCUCUAUAUGGGCGCCACUGCAGACCCCCGAAAACCGCUCUGUAUCGUGAGCGAACUCUUUCCGGGUGGCUCGGUCCACGAUUUGCUCUUCAAGCGACGGAAGCGCUUGAGCAAGCAUCAAAAGCUGCGCAUCGCUAUUGCCGUGGCUCGUGGGAUGCUCUACCUGCACUCCUGCAAACCGCAGAUCCUCCAUCGAGACCUCAAGUCGAGCAACGUGCUCGUCGACGAGUCACUGAACCGCAUCGCGAUCUGUGACUUUGGUUUAUCCGCCCUGCGGCGUGCCGGUGCAGGUGAGUCGAGCAACUACGGGAGCGCCUGCGAUGCCGAUACCAUGGGCACUCCCUACACCCUAGCACCCGAGGUCAUGGGCGGAGAACCCUACACCGACAAGGCCGACGUCUACUCCUAUAGCAUUGUGCUGUGGGAGCUGCUGACGCGCAAAAAACCCUUCGAGAACCUCAUGCCCGUCCAGCUGAUGUACAAGGUGUACGCCCAGAACGCACGGCCGCCGCUGGGCGAGGUAUAUGCCGAAUUCCAGGCGCUGCUCUCCCGGUGCUGGGAGCGAGAUCCGCAAUCUCGCCCCGACUUUGGGACGAUACUAGAUAUUCUGGAAGACAUCAGCCUCGAACUUGCGACGAACGCAGAGGAUGCCUCUAGGUCAUCCUCUGACGACGAUACCGAUAACACUGGCGUUGGUGGCGGCAGCGGCAGCAGCGGUGGCGGUAACGUUGGUGCAGACGCCCACGAGCGCGCAGCAGCACCCAGCCAGACCAAGCAGUUGCAGCUCAUGAACGCAGUGGUGCAGAAUGAUCUUGCGCGGGUGAAGCGCCUCCUCGAACGUGGUGUCUCGCCUUGUUUCUGUGACUAUGAUCGGCGUACGCCGUUGCACGUUGCCGCUGCCGAAGGUUUUGUGGAUAUCGCGGUGUGCCUGCUGGAGCAUGGUGCAGAGGUGAAUGCACGCGAUCGCUGGGGCUCGACACCCCUGAGCGAAGCGAUACGCUUCCGUCAUGAGCACUGUGCACAGGUGUUACGUGACCAGUACGGGGGCAGGAUUUUCGAUCAGAAGAGUCAUUUCGAGCUUAUCGAUGCAGUUGCACGCGGUGAUAUUGCGGCGGUUCGCUCAUUCAUUGGCGAGGGCGUCGAUGUGCGCCAGGCGGACUAUGAUCGACGUACCGCUUUACACUUGGCGGCUGCCGAGGGAUACACUGAGGUGGCGAAACUGCUCGUAGAGGCCGGUGCCGAUGUCAUGGCGACGGAUCGUUGGGGCAGCACACCACUGCAGGAGGCGAUUCGCUUCAAACAUCCGGAAACUGCUGUCUAUAUCGAAUCGGUGAUGGGUGCCCAGUUACGACAGCGUGCUCGCGGUUUAAGGCGGGAUAUCGGCGGGUCAUCAUCGAACGGUGCUGCCUCGCCACAGCGUUCGUUGCUGCGAACGAACACACCAGAGUCGGAUCAGUUCGGACGGGGUCGAUCGUCGCCGGCACCGCAGUCUCCGGGUAAUGUCGAUUACUAUGGUGACUAG
Molecule: messenger RNA, 4026 nt
Organism: Cyanidioschyzon merolae strain 10D
Lineage: Eukaryota; Rhodophyta; Bangiophyceae; Cyanidiales; Cyanidiaceae
Product: similar to Raf/ATN-like protein kinase, with ankyrin repeats
Exons: 1
Coding region: 1-4026 (1341 amino acids)
Biological process (GO): protein phosphorylation
Molecular function (GO): calcium ion binding; protein binding; protein kinase activity
Source: RefSeq, a predicted model, not a curated record